Linderina pennispora is the source of this 1368-nucleotide messenger RNA. RefSeq lists its product as uncharacterized. Bases 1 to 1368 code for a protein of 455 amino acids. The transcript is spliced from 6 exons. NCBI's taxonomy places the organism in Eukaryota, Fungi, Kickxellomycota, Kickxellomycetes, Kickxellales, Kickxellaceae. The record is from RefSeq and is a predicted model, not a curated record.
AUGUCCUCGCAGUACACUAGCAGCAGCGACACGCAGGCCAGUGCGCGCCUGUACGAGCUCGAAACCACAGUCUCGCAGAUCCGCGACGCCAGCGCCAAAACGCAGCUCGACCAUACGCGGCUUGAAAAAAGACACAACCUGGCUCUGGCCGAACUCCAGGACCUGCAGAAAUCCCACAGCCGCUUGGAGCACCAGUACUUUGAGACCGAGCGCCAGCUGCAGGCAGCCAGCGCGCAACUGGACAAGGCGCAGCGCCAGAACAACACGCUGGCCAGCCAGCUCGAAGCCAAAACCAGAGAACUCGAGCUGGCCGAGCAGCUGGCCACGGCCAAAAAGAAAGUCACCAUGCAGCGGCGCCAGACAGUCAAUCUGGGCGCGCCUGCGCGCGAGGAGCAUGACGGCGAGACACGGCGGCUGGCACUCAAGGCGCGCGAGGCCGAGGCGCGUGCGGUGCGCAUGGAGGGGGCGGCGGAGCAGGUUAGGCGGGAGGCGCAGCUGGUUGCUGCCGAUUUGGUGCAAAGCCAGCGCAAGUGUGACAAGCUUGAGCAAACCAUCAAGCAGCUCAACGAGCUGAACGAGGGCCUGCGCGAGGAUAACGAGUCGUACCAGAUGCUAUUGCAGAUGGGCACCAUCAAGGGCGGCUUCAAGCUGUCCAGUGGCCGCGCCAGCUUCGACAGCCGCAAAUACUCGCCCGACGAGGCCCCAACCCGCUCGCCCAGCUCGAUGCCUUCUCCGGCGAGCCAGCAUCCCGGCGGCCUUGAUUUGGCUGCCGAGCUCGACCAGGCACUGUCGGUCAGCGGCUCGUCGCGCACGGCCGAGCUGGAAGAGCAGCUACAAAGUACGAUCGCCGCCAUCUGGCCUGACGAGAACAAGGCGCUGUCGCUGUACCUUGCGCGCGACUACGAUUCCAGCGCUGCAUCGACGCCCACGGCCGGCUCGCCCCUCCAGCGCUCCUCCACGGUCAGGUCGCCGGUCGUCCAGCAGAAGCGCCAGCACGGCCGCACCCGCAGCACCUUCAGCCCGUUGUUGCGCGAGACCCCGCCGGUGCCCGACAUGAGCACGUUCCCGGUGCGGGGGUCCGGCGACGGCAUCACCAGCGUGUUUGUCCCGCCGACGUCGCCCAGCGCCCAGUCCGCUGCACAGUUCUCGCCGCUGCCCGUCAAGAAUCCCGAGCGGUUCGCUGGUCGCGCCCGGUCACAGACGCAUUCGGCGGGCAUGGCGCCGAUGGCUCCGCCGGUGCCGACGCCACGGCCAAAUGCCGGCAAUGCGCAGGCAGGCGGAACGUGGUGGAAGCGCAUGAGCGUAAGGAUCGGGGGCGGCUGGAACAUGCAAGAUGGGCCGGACCAGUCGGCUGCCGAACACUCGUGA